AUGCCUCCACCAACUCCCGCCAACGAUGAAGCUCACCAGCAGCUACUGAACAGCCUGGACAUAUCACAUGUCCCCAAGCCUUUCCGCAACCCACACUGGAAACCCUCCCAGCGCCGCAACAAGAACCUCAAGCAGAUCAUCUCAGAAGCCUCACGGAAGGAGGCAUCGGUCAUGGCGACUCAGGCAAACUCCGGCGCAACUACACCAGGUACUAGCGCUGUUACUGAUGGCACACGAACUCCCGCGGAAGGGGCUGCACCCAACCUCUCCCAGGCAACCCAGAACCUAUCAACCCUCGUCUUGGAGAAGAAUGCCCGGGCAACGUUCGCGACCGGACCGGCUGUCACCUACACGAAUAUCGAAUCGGCACCGUCGUUCAACCCCGCCUACAAACAUCGCUAUUGCGACAUCACCGGCCUAGAUGGACCAUAUACCGACCCCAAGACCCGCUUGCGAUACCACGACAAGGAAAUCUUCAAGGUGAUCCGGAGUCUGGCACAAGGUGUGCCGGAGAACUACCUGGAAGCUCGCGGAGCGCACACCAUCUUGAAGUAG
Penicillium bovifimosum is the source of this 555-nucleotide messenger RNA. RefSeq lists its product as uncharacterized. The coding region runs from base 1 to 555 and encodes 184 amino acids. Gene Ontology annotation, biological process: chromatin remodeling. The transcript has a single exon. The record is from RefSeq and is a predicted model, not a curated record. NCBI's taxonomy places the organism in Eukaryota, Fungi, Ascomycota, Eurotiomycetes, Eurotiales, Aspergillaceae. Gene Ontology annotation, cellular component: Ino80 complex.